UCAAAUAUUUAUUUUUAAGCUCAAGCUUUGCUUGAGAUAUACUACUCAAGCACAAUUAAGUUUGUUUACUAAUUUUUGUACUCAAAUUCAAGCUUAGGGUUAGUAAUAUAUAUUAAGGGCAAUAAUAUAAUGUAAUAAUAUAUAAUAAGUUCAUGAGUCAUUCAAGUCAAGCAUUACUAAGUUCGAAUUCUACUCAACUGAUUUGGUAAUUAUCGAGUUGAGCUCAAGUAGUUUGCGAGUACCAGUGUCUUAAAUGCACUAGUCUAGGAAAGUGCAGAACUAGGGUUUUUUUAUUAAAAUAAUAAAAAAAAUUAUGAAAAUGGUAUUGCACUCAAAUUUUUAUAAAAAUGUGGUGUUUUUUACCAUAAAUAUGGGUGUUAUCGUACUGUCAAAUGACACCACACUAGAUUUUCUCUCCUUGCUACCAUUUAAAAAGGGCGAAAAAAAAAAGUUGUAAUAGAAAAAAAGUGUCGCCUGAUACGUUAGCGACACUAGUAGUUUUUUUAAAAAAAAUAAGUCUAAUAAAAAAAUAGUUGAGAAAAAGAAAAAGAAUGUUUAGUGAGUGUUACAAUACUGCCAGCCAGGACGAUCAGUUUAUAUAAAUAGAAAAAGAAAAGAAAUUAAAAAAAAAGUCUUAAGAAAAAAAAGUUGGGGGUGUGUCGGUGGUACCUGACACCCUAUUGUUCGAUGUGACCAAUCGAUCACGUGCUCGCCCCAUCUUUUUUUAAUUCCUUUUUUCCUUUUUUUUAUUUUUUUUCUUGUAAGUCACAUGACACCGUCAGACAACACAAAAAAAUAUUAUUUUUAUCUUGUAUUCCAUUUUUAGUGUAUUUAAGAUAAUUAAUUUGUAUUUGAUAAUUUUAGUAAUUUUUUUAUUAUUUUAUAUAAAAAACCUUUAGAACUAUAAAAUGAAAGCCCAAUCCCCCAAUUUGAAGUUAAAUCGAGCCCACACGGACCAGUAAAUCCCCCAAAACCCUAACCCUAUAGCUGCAAUUUGUAAAUCUCCUUCUUUAAAAACCCUAAACCCAAAAGGAAAAGGAAAGGAAAUGAAGAAGAGCGACCAUGUCUGAGCCUAAUCUCGACCUUUCUCGCUCGGAAAAGAAAAAGCGUAAGAGAAAAAACCAAACCCAGUUCUGAAACGAAAGAACCCGACCAAGAUUUCAUGGUUAAACCCCAAACCAAAUUGGAUAACCCAAACGACGAUACUCCUAAAGUGUGUUCGAUGCCUGCCGAUGAGGAUUCUAUGGUUGCAAGCAUUGCUGCUUCUGCUGACCCGCUUGCACUCUUUAACGAUAGUACUCCUAAAGAGUGGUUGAGAAAUGUUGUGUUGCCUGAUGGUUGGGAUUCUAUGUUGGAAAAGAAGAUUGUAGUGGUGGAAAUGGAAAGGAAGAAAUCGGAUGAAGCUAGUGGUGAUGAGAAAAAUGAAGUUGAAGUUCUAGUGAAAAAGAAAAAGAAAAAGAAAAAGAAGAAGAAGAAUAAAGAGGAUGGUGAUGUGGAAGCCGAAGUGAAGACUGAGAAGGAAAAUGAAGAUGGGGUUGAAGCCGGUUCAAUAGAUACUGAGAGGAAAAAGAAGAAGAGCAAAGAGAGUGAUCAGGCUGUUGCUGCUGCUGUUGAUGGUGCUAAUGACAUAGGGGCUGAUGAAAUUGAAACAAAGAAAAAUAAGAAGAAGAAGAGCAAUGAGAAUGUAGAUGCCAUUGAGGCUAUUGCUGUUGCUGUUGUUGAUAGUGCAAUUGAUGUAGGGAGUGAUGAAUUUGAAAAGAAGAAAAAGAAGAAGAAGAAGAAGAGCAAUGAAAAUGAGGAUGCUAUUGAGGCUAUUGCUGUUGUUGAUGGUGCAAUUGAUGUAGGGAGUGAUGAAAUUGAAAAGAAGAAAAAGAAGAAGAGCAAUGAAAAUGAGAAUGCUAUUGAGGCUAUUGCUGUUGUUGAUGGUGCAAUUGAUGUAGGGAGUGAUGAAAAUGAAAAUAAGAAAAAGAAGAAGAGCAAUGAAAAUGAGGAUGCUAUUGAGGCUAUUGCUGUUGCUGUUGUGGAUGGUGCAAUUGAUGUAGGGAGUAAUGAAAUUGAAAAGAAUAAAAAGAAAAAGAAGAAGAGCAAUGAAAAUGAGGAUGCUAUUGAGGAUAUUGCUGUUGCUGUUGUUGAUAAUGCAAUUGAUGCAGGGAGUGAUGAAAUUGAAAAGAAGAAAAAGAAGAAGAAGAAGAAGAAGAACAAAGAGAAUGAGGAGGCUAUUGAGGCUAUUGCUGUUGUUGAUGGUGCAAUUGAUGUAGGGAGUGAUGAAAUUGAAAAUAAGAAAAAGAAGAAGAAGAAGAAGAAGAGCAAUGAAAAUGAGGAUGCUAUUGAGGCUAUUGCUGUUGUUGAUGGUGCAAUUGAUGUGGGGAGUGAUGAAAUUGAAAAGAAGAAAAAGAGCAACGAAAAUGAGGAUGCUAUUGAGUCUAUUGCUGUUGUUGAUGGUGCAAUUGAUGUAGGGAGUGAUGAAAUUGAAAAGAAGAAAAAGAAGAAGAAGAAGAGCAAUGAAAAUGAGGAUGCUAUUGAGGCUAUUGCUGUUGUUGAUGGUGCAAUUGAUGUAGGGAGUGGUGAAAUUGAAAAGAAGAAAAAGAAGAAGAAGAAGAAGAACAAAGAGAAUGAGGAGGCUAUUGCUGUUGUUGAUGGUGCAAUUGAUGCAGGGAGUGAUGAAAUUGAAAAUAAGAAAAAGAAGAAGAAGAAGAAGAAGAGCAAUGAAAAUGAGGAUGCUAUUGAGGCUAUUGCUGUUGUUGAUGGUGCAAUUGAUGUAGGGAGUGAUGAAAUUGAAAAGAAGAAAAAGAGCAACGAAAAUGAGGAUGCUAUUGAGUCUAUUGCUGUUGUUGAUGGUGCAAUUGAUGUAGGGAAUGAUGAAAUUGAAAAGAAGAAAAAGAAGAAGAAGAAGAGCAAUGAAAAUGAGGAUACUAUUGAGGCUAUUGCUGUUGUUGAUGGUGCAAUUGAUGUAGGGAGUGAUGAAAUUGAAAAGCAGAAAAAGAAGAAGAAGAAGAAGAACAAAGAGAAUGAGGAGGCUAUUGAGGCUAUUGCUGUUGCUGUUGUUGAUAGUGCAAUUGAUGCAGGGAGUGAUGAAAUUGAAAAGAAGAAGAAGAAGAAGAAGAAGAACAAAGAGAAUGAGGAGGCUAUUGAGGCUAUUGCUGUUGUUGACGGUGCAAUUGAUGCAGGGGCUGAGGAUGAAACCGAAAAGAAGAAAAAGAAGAAAAGAAAAAGAAAAGAUGCAGCAGAGGAGUAGAUGAGCAGGUUUCAGAACUUUACUUUUAAUUACAAAAUCUUUUUUUUUUUUUUUGCUUGUAUUUUUGGCAACUAUUGUUACUUUGUGGUAAUUUUAGUGGUUUACUUUUGUGUAUUCUCCAUUGUUGUUGGUGAUAAUGGUAGUUUAUGAAUGAAAUUGUGAAGAAAAUUUUGAAGAA
Molecule: messenger RNA, 3413 nt
Organism: Gossypium arboreum
Lineage: Eukaryota; Viridiplantae; Streptophyta; Magnoliopsida; Malvales; Malvaceae
Exons: 1
Coding region: 1163-3235 (690 amino acids)
Biological process (GO): transcription by RNA polymerase I
Source: RefSeq, a predicted model, not a curated record